Messenger RNA from Catharus ustulatus (Swainson's thrush), 1319 nucleotides. RefSeq names its product transmembrane protein 17 (gene TMEM17). The transcript has 4 exons. Bases 13 to 669 code for a protein of 218 amino acids. Gene Ontology annotation, biological process: non-motile cilium assembly. NCBI's taxonomy places the organism in Eukaryota, Metazoa, Chordata, Aves, Passeriformes, Turdidae. The record is from RefSeq and is a predicted model, not a curated record. Gene Ontology annotation, cellular component: ciliary transition zone.
GGCCUGGGCACGAUGGCGCGGCCUGAGGGGCCCCCGACGCUGCCCGAGCCCCUGCGGCGGCGGCUCGUCUCCUUCAGCAGCUCCGUGUUCAGCGACAGCCACCGCGCCGCGCUCGAUCACGUCCCCCGCGCUCCCCCGGGCUUCCCGGGCUACCGCGCAGAUUGUGAAAUCCUUUCCAGUUUGCCACUGCAGAUGUCCCUCUAUUUCAAUGUUUAUUUCUUCCCGUUUUGGUGGCUCAUCACAGUUGCCAUCCUCUACCUGAAGUAUCCAGACUUAUCAGAUUAUUACAAGUUCAUCCUGGUCACCGUCAUGAUCCUGGUCUCUCUGACAGAGCUCAUUCGACUGUACCUGGGAUAUGUGGGCAACCUCCUGGAGAAAGUGCCUGAGCUGGCUGGGUUUUGGCUCCUGACUCUCCUCCCGCAGUUGCCUAUAAUUCUCUUCUUGCUAUUUAAUGAAGGUCUGAAAAUCCACUCUCUGGAGCGAGCCAUGCACAUCAUCUUUGCUGCCUUCCUCUCCUUCCAAGUGGUCGCGGCCUUUUUCGCCCUGAGAAGGAUGGUGAACACUCUGGCCACUCGCUUCCGCCUGACAGAGUUCCACCGCCUGGAGGAGCAGCGCCCCGCAUCUGGCGGUCACAGCCUGGCCACAGGGAGCAGCUCCCAGGGCUGCUAGAGUUCACAGCCUGGCCACAGGGAGCAGCUCCCAGGGCUGGUAGAGUUCACAGCCUGGCCACAGAGAACAGCUCCCAGGGCUGGUAGCGUUCACAGCCUGGCCACAGGGAACAGCUCCCAGAGCUGGAAGGGUUCACAGCCUGGCCACAGGGAGCAGCUCCUGGGGCUGCUAGGGUUCACAGCCUGGCCACAGGGAGCAGCUCCCAGGGCUGCUAGGGUUCACAACCUGGCCACAGAGAGCAGCUCCCAGGGCCAGAAGGGUUCACAGCCUGGCCACUCUGGGAGCAGCUCCUGGGGCUGGUAGGGCCCCCGCUGCCGGCACAGGUCACGCCCCGAGGGCUUCGGGAGGUAACGGAACCCGGCUCAAGGUUGCUACAGUUCUCUUUCCAUUUUGUUGGGUCAUUCUUUGCCUUCUUGCCUCAGAGGUAUUUGAAAAAACUGAUCUUGCUCGAGAGCCAGCAUUAAACCUCAGAGGCUGGAGUUCAUUUCUGCAAGGAAAAUCAAAGCCAAUUGCAUGACUGACUUGAGUGGACUAUUUGUGGACUGAUACUGAGUGGACUUGGAGAGUUUUGUGUGUUACAAAGUUCUGGCAUUUUAAAAACAACAGAAGCCUUUUUCCUCACAGUUUGCACAAAAUUAUUUUGUUUACAA